AUGUAAUAAUAAAAGAAAUCUCAACCUCCCGCUGUUUUAAAUAGAACAAGAUCUCUUGGAAAACAAUAAUAAUAAAAGCCAUAAUAAUAAUAACAAUAAUAAUAAUAAUAACAAUAACCUAAAUAAGGAUUUACUUAGCUUCCAAGUUAAAAGUUAACAAGUAUUAAAACAGUUGAUCCUUUCUCUGAUAAAUCUAAAUAAAAAACGUAGAAAUAUAUUAAUAAUAAAGAAAUUCAUUUGCUUAUGUUUAUAAUGCAGGUGGAAUACCAUGUAGAGUUAAUCAUGGUUGUAAUACUAUGAAAUUAUAAUGGAAUUAAGGAGUUGAAAUUAGUCAUUUACCUUAUGAUCCAUUAAUGGUAACAUGUUUUGAAGGAUUGAUUGAAGAAGCACAUCCAUAUUGUUUAAUUGCUACUCAUGCAAUAAAAGAUAUGCUCAAUGAAUAAGUUUUAAAUUUAAAUUUUAUAAUCUUUUAGAAUGCUCAAGAAAAAGUCAUACCUAUUCUAACAAAAUUAGUUUGGCCUUUAAGAACUGCCUUAUCUAGUUAAAAUGAUAAAGUUUUUAUGUCCUCUUUGGAAAUUUUAAAGUAAGUCUUAUUAUGACUGAAUUCAGAUUACUCUCCAAUACUGUAGGUUCUCAUCUUAAUACUCAUCUUAAAAAUCUCCUAGUUCCAUUGAGUAAAAGAAUGGAUAAAAAGAAUUAGAAAGAAAUUAUACAAGAUGUUUUAAGAUAAAUACAAGAUAAUGGGGUAUUGAUAUUAUAUCAUUAUUUAAAAGGGACCAGAAACAUUGAAAUUAAUCAAAGUAGCUAUUCCUACUUAUACAAAUAUGUGA
This is a messenger RNA of Paramecium primaurelia, 830 nucleotides long. NCBI's taxonomy places the organism in Eukaryota, Ciliophora, Oligohymenophorea, Peniculida, Parameciidae. The record is from the annotation of a GenBank genome assembly.